This is a messenger RNA of Leucoraja erinaceus (little skate), 1183 nucleotides long. RefSeq names its product phosphatidylinositide phosphatase SAC2-like. Gene Ontology annotation, cellular component: clathrin-coated endocytic vesicle; early endosome. Gene Ontology annotation, molecular function: phosphatidylinositol-4-phosphate phosphatase activity. The record is from RefSeq and is a predicted model, not a curated record. Bases 1 to 801 code for a protein of 266 amino acids. The transcript is spliced from 6 exons. NCBI's taxonomy places the organism in Eukaryota, Metazoa, Chordata, Chondrichthyes, Rajiformes, Rajidae. Gene Ontology annotation, biological process: phosphatidylinositol dephosphorylation; regulation of endocytic recycling.
AUGAAAAAGUACACGGUGGCCCCCGCUAUCCCCGUGGCGGCUCGUUCCGCGUGCAGUCGCUACCAGGUGACGCCCGCACUCUCUGCCCUGCAGAUCAGCGACGAGGAGAAGCUGGAGAAGCGGCUGUUGGAGGAGCUGGUCAAACUGUUCACCGACUCUGACGCCUUCUACUUCAGCCAGACCUACGACAUCACGAACAGCGCCCAGCGGCAGUGGCGUUGGCAGCGGCAAGGCAUCAACUCCGAAGAAGGUUUGCUGGCAAAGGUCGAUGACAGAUUUUUCUGGAACAAGUACAUGAUUCGAGACUUGCUCAAAAAACAGAGCGCGAUGUCGGAUGCGUGGAUCAUCCCCAUCAUCCAAGGCUUUGUGCAGGUGACGGAGAUCAACGUCAGCCACUCCAAGUACAAGGGCGGGAACUCCUGCGAAGAAUGUGUGGUGAGCGAGGACAUGCCAAAGGCGCCGGGGGGGAAGUUCCUGUUCGUCCUUAUCUCCAGGAGAAGCAGGUACAGAGGAGGGAUGCGAUACAAACGCAGAGGCAUCGACAGCGGCGGGAACGUGGCCAAUUACGUGGAGACCGAGCAGCUGAUCUUCAGGGGGAGCGAUGUCUUAUCGUUCGUCCAGAUUCGAGGGUCUAUCCCCGUGUUCUGGAGCCAGGAGGGCUAUCGGUAUAAACCCCUUCCCCAGCUCCACAAGACCGAUGCAGAGAACACACAAGCUUUUCAGAGCCACUUCAUGGAACAGUUCAAGAUUUACAAUAAAGGGGUUAGUUUGUUCCAAUUUAUAGAAUCGUACGGUGUUUAAAUAGCCUCCCUGGCCCAACUUGCCCCAGACAACCAUGCCCCAUCUACACUAGUCCCACCAAUCUCCACUUGGCCCAUAUCCCCCAAAACCUUCCCCAGUUUAAGAAUAAGGGGGGCAUUUAGGACUGAGAUGAGGAAAAGCUUUUUCACCUAGAGAGUUGUGAAUCUGUGGAAUUCUCUGGAGGCCGUACAGACACCGGGCAAAUUCCGUACAGACAACACCCAUAGUCAGGAUCGAACCCAGGUGUAAGCCGGCAAAUCUACCGCAGAGCAGUGUUGUCUUGGCAUCAUGUUCGGCACGGACAUUGUGAGCCGAAGGGCCUGUUCUUGUGCUGUACUGUUCUACGGUCUAUGUUAAAAAUACCCGAGUACAGAGUAUAGUG